Molecule: messenger RNA, 1187 nt
Organism: Klebsormidium nitens
Lineage: Eukaryota; Viridiplantae; Streptophyta; Klebsormidiophyceae; Klebsormidiales; Klebsormidiaceae
Source: the annotation of a GenBank genome assembly
CUGAAUCUUGAUCUACUCAGGCAGCGGCCCGCGAAGGUGUCCGAAUUAGGGUUCUAAAUUGAAGCGAGCCUGCCAGCCCUCGCAAAGAAAAGGGGGUCAGGCACACACCGCCCUCACUAGGAAACGUUGAAUGCGUCUUCAAGUUCAACUUCGAGCCCCUUGCAUAGAUCCGAUCAGUCUUAGCAGGCUACACCUUUGCGAGGACUCUGAUGGCGAUGUUUACAUUAGAUAUCUUGGCUGUGCCGCUUUCUGCAUCCUGAUAUUAUUUCAGAAGCACAAAGCUGCCUCCGUGGAGGGGAGGAAAAGAGGGCGGCAACCAUGAGGAUCACACGGAAGACUGGGGUCCUGGUAGGCAACAAAGUGAUUGCCGCCCAAGAUGAGCAGAGAGCUAGGCGGAUUCAUGAGUCCAAGUUGCAGACAAUGAGGCCGUCUGUAGACAAUGCGCAGCCGGAACACUUUGGAAAGAUGAAAGUGAAUCGCAAGAGGGCACAAUUGGAGGAAGAGCGGUUGUGCGAGAUUGAGAAGCAGAACGGGAAGCUGUUGGACAAGCUCACGCAGAUUGCCGCCAAGAGAGGAGUCACGGACCUCAAGCCAGUCACAGCGGGGACUGCGCUUCUCAAGGGGGAGGCCUGCGAAACCCGGAGCUUGAACGAGAAGUCGCGCAAGCUGGAGCUGCAACGCAUCCAGAACGAGAACCUGCAGAUCUUGAAGCGGAUUCAGCAGUCGCAGGAGAAGUCGAGCCCCGAGAUCAACCACGCCUCGCUGGAAAAGGCCUGGAGCGAGACCGCCCGUUAUCGGAAGCUUGCUAGCCAGAUCUAGCUUCCGCGCGCUUGCAUUGGACAGUAUUUAGGGACAGUGGAUGGCUGAGGUUGAUGAUAGGAAGGAGUGACGGAAACUAGCUACUGUCACACUAGACUGUGUAGUCGGACUAACAGUGACAGAGGCGCUAGGACUGCAAAAUGCAUGCACACGCUCCGCACACUUUCCAGAUUCUUUGUUUCAAUCAAGCACACUAGGUAUGGAGAUUGAUUCAAGCACUGUACGUAAGAUAGCUAUAUACUAAUGACUGGGGCCGCUGACACAUACAGAUCUGAUCAAUCAUCGUCUUGCCUAGAUCACAUUCUGACGUCAAGCGGAAUAACCUGUGUAUACAAAAGCAUCACUGAUUUGUAUACUUCAAGUUCAGC